AUGGACACUAUCAUUGCUUCGAAGACUAAACUCCACUAUGCUAAGGUUUGUGUAGAGAUAGGAGCUAAAGAGGAAAUACCUGAAACUGUUAAAGUGAAACUUACAAAUGGUCAAACUACUCUAAUCUACGUUGAGGUUCCCUGGUUUCCAAGUAGGUGUAGCAAAUGUGUUUUAUUUGGUCAUUCUGAGAAAAAUUGUCCUGCUAAACAAUCUACUGCUCCUACCACUUCGAAAAUUUGGCGAAAAAAGUCAGUCUCUACUACUAACACAGAAGUUAAGAAUUCUGACAGUAAAGAAGAUUUGCAGCACCAAAAACAGAAUUCUUCUUCCUCCAAGGAACUUUCAAAUCCUAAGAUUAGUCAUUCUGGAGAAGCUUCAGUUAAUCAAACUGAGCAACUCUCCAAAGAUGAUUCUAUAGUUCCUCCUAGUUCCCCUGUUGGAGAAGAAAAUUCUCCUAUUACCCAACUUUUACCUCAAACUGAUGAUUCUAUCCAAGUAGUAAAUUCUCCUAAGUCUCAAUCUGCUGCUAAUAAGGUUCAAGAACUUGUUUUUAUGCCUAAAAGAGAUAGAGGCUGGCCUAUCAAGAUCAAACCUAAAACAUCUCUUAAAGGGUCAGCAAAUCGAUUAGAAAUUCUUAGUGCAGUUGAUGAAAGUUCACCAAUUGUUGAGGUUCAAGUUAGAAAAAAGUAG
Messenger RNA from Hibiscus syriacus, 690 nucleotides. RefSeq lists its product as uncharacterized. Lineage: Eukaryota; Viridiplantae; Streptophyta; Magnoliopsida; Malvales; Malvaceae. The record is from RefSeq and is a predicted model, not a curated record. Bases 1 to 690 code for a protein of 229 amino acids. The transcript has a single exon.